AUGGCGCCUCUGACGAGACGCCGGAAGAAAGCUCUCGCCGCGGCGCCUCCAGCCCCGGCGAUCGAUCCCGCGGACAGCCUCAGCAAGCUCCCGGAUGAGGUCCUGGCGCAGAUCCUGUCGCUCCUGCCGGCGCAGGAGGCCGUGCGGACGUGCGUCCUCGCGCGGACUUGGCGCGACCUCUGGAAGAUCACCAAGCGCCUGCUCAUCUGGGGCCAAACCGUGGAGGAGCUCCGGGAAUUCGUGGACGGCCUGCUUCGCGUCCGCCUCGCCGGGCUCGAGUGCGCGCCCCUCGACGCGUGCGAGAUCAUACUCGAUCCGGUCCAGGGCUAUGAUGGGGCCACGAUCAAGGAGCUCUGGGUCGACAUGGGUGGUCAUAUGGACCUUGCCCUCUAUUUGCAGAUGAGCGGAAGCUCCAUCGUCUCGCGGCACUUGACCAGUCUAGAGCUCAGAGGCGUAUGGAUAUGCGGUGAAAAACUCGACUUCUCGGGCUCUCCUGCGUUGGAAGAUCUAGAGAUUAGUGACUGCAACUUGUAUGAUGUGGAAAAGAUUUCAUCACCAUCUCUUGAACGCCUGCUCAUCACAACCUGCGAGUUCUCUCACGAUGAUAGUGGCAAUGAAGAAGGUAAUUCAGAUGAUUCUGCUACCACAAAGUGUGUGCUCCUUGAAGGUUUAGCUCAAGCUAAAGAUCUAGAGAUGAUGGCUUCCCGCUCAACGUUUAUUUUCAGAAGGGAUUUGAGAUGGUGCCCCACAUUUUCCAAGUUGAAGACCCUGAUACUCAAUGAAAACUUCUGUGAGCCUGCUGAUCGUACACUGCCGUGUUUUCUUGAACAUACACCAGUUUUAGAGAUGCUCACAGUUCGAUCCAAAUACAAUGUGGAAAUCCAAGGACGCCCUGAUGCUACAGAUGAGUCAACUAAAAUAUUGGAAUACCUUCAGAUAGUCGAGGUCAAAUGUGAAAAGAUCAAUGAAAGAGUUCACAGCUUUCUGAAUUUCAUGGGGACACUUAACAUAUGUAAGAUGAUGACGUACUAA
Molecule: messenger RNA, 1032 nt
Organism: Panicum virgatum (switchgrass)
Lineage: Eukaryota; Viridiplantae; Streptophyta; Magnoliopsida; Poales; Poaceae
Product: F-box/FBD/LRR-repeat protein At3g51530-like
Exons: 5
Coding region: 1-1032 (343 amino acids)
Molecular function (GO): protein binding
Source: RefSeq, a predicted model, not a curated record